Antrostomus carolinensis (chuck-will's-widow) is the source of this 455-nucleotide messenger RNA. Its product is annotated as charged multivesicular body protein 1a. The annotation marks the transcript as partial. The transcript has 3 exons. Lineage: Eukaryota; Metazoa; Chordata; Aves; Caprimulgiformes; Caprimulgidae. Gene Ontology annotation, biological process: vacuolar transport. The record is from RefSeq and is a predicted model, not a curated record.
CCUCCGGUCCCCGGGUGGUGGGAUCCAUCUCCCUGGUACUGACCCGUUGUUUUCUCCACAGUUCACAGCGAAGCAGCUGGAGAAACUCGCUAAAAAAGCUGAGAAAGACUCUAAAGCUGAACAAGCCAAAGUCAAAAAGGCCCUUCAGCAGAAGAAUGUGGAGUGUGCCCGUGUCUACGCCGAGAACGCCAUCCGCAAGAAGAACGAGGGGCUCAACUGGCUCCGCAUGUCGUCCCGGGUGGACGCCGUGGCCUCCAAGGUCCAGACAGCCGUGACCAUGAAGGGGGUGACAAAAAAUAUGGCCCAGGUGACCAAGGCCUUGGAUAAGGCUCUGAGCUCCAUGGACCUGCAGAAGGUGUCUGCAGUGAUGGAUAAAUUCGAGCAGCAGGUUCAGAAUUUGGAUGUUCAUACAUCGGUAAGUGCUGGUGGCCUCUGGGGGGGCCGGGAGCUGCCAG